UUGAGGUCGACUCUGCUUUCUUUAAUCAGCCUCUCUCUCUCUCUCUCUCUCAGAUCAAUCACAUGCUGCUGCUGUUGCUGUAAACUUGGAGACGUUAAGAAACAAGGCGGUGCUACAAUGGGAGCAGAGGGGUCAUAUCCUACACAGCAGUAUGACGUUUACUCUCCUCAACACUGGGUGAAGCUCUGCCUGUCCCUCAGUCCCUCCUGGAAAACACUGGCAGGAGGUUGCAGCUCAGCAGCUCAGCAGCAGCAGCAGCAUGGAAGUAACCAAAGGAGAGGAGCGCUCAGCUGAACAGGCUGCUUCUUUGUUUGGGUCACCAGAGCUGGAGAGUCAGAGGAGACACACUGAGAGGGGAAAGAAGAGGAAGAAAAUCAUUAUUGUGGUUCUCCUGCUGUGCUUACUGGUGACCAUCCUGGCUCUGGCGAUCGCACUGAGCAAGAGCAGUGAUGUGAAAGCUGGAGGCGAUGUCUGGCUGCAGACAGGAGGUGAAGAAAUUCAAGAGUCAAUGUGUCCACCUGGCUUCUCCAGGCCUCCUCUCAUCCUGCUGUCCUUGGACGGUUUCAGGGCCGAGUACCUGAAAGAUCACAGCAGCCACAUUCCUGUCAUCAACAAGUUACGAAACAACGGAACAACGACGCCACACAUGAGGCCUGUUUAUCCCACAAAGACUUUCCCCAACCACUACAGCAUAGUGACUGGUCUUUAUCCCGAGUCUCAUGGGAUUGUGGACAACAAGAUGUAUGACGUGAACCAAAACGCUUUAUUCAGCUUGAAAACUAACGAGAAAUUCAACCCAAAAUGGUACCAAGGAGAGCCAGUCUGGCUCACUGCGAUGCGUCAGAAGCUGAAAGCAGGAACUUUCUUCUGGCCCGGCUCAGAUGUACCAAUCAACGGCACCUUCCCAGACUUUUACAAGCGUUUUGACAAGACCAUUACAUUUGAGCAGAGACUGUCCACGGUGUUUGAAUGGCUCAGUUUACCUCAGGGAGAAAGACCUGACUUCUACACUUUGUACCUGGAUGAACCUGACCAAUCAGGACAUCGUCAUGGGCCAGCGAGCUCCCAGGUCGUUCAGGCCUUGGAAAAUGUGGACAAGAUUGUGGGCAUGCUGAUGGAUGGCCUGUUGGAGAGAAACCUGCACCGCUGUGCCAACAUUAUGAUCAUAUCAGAUCACGGCAUGGAGGAGGCUUCGUGUGAAAAGGCAGCAUAUGUGUCAACCUACUUCCCCGAGGCCGACGGCUUCAGCGUCAUCCAAGGCCCGGCUGCUCGCAUCAGACCCACCCGCCUCCCGGAGGAUUUCUUUUCCUUCGACUACGACGGCGUGGUGAAGAACCUGUCGUGCAGGAUGCCUGACCAGCCAAUGAGGCCGUACCUCAAAGAACACCUCCCCAAAAGGUUUCACUUUGCUAACAACAAACGCAUCGAGAGAGGACACCUCUAUAUGAAGGAGGGGUGGCAGGCGGCGCUCAACAGCCAGCAAAUCAAGUACUGCACCGGUGGAUUCCACGGCUCAGAUAACCUCUUCACCCACAUGCAGGCGAUCUUCAUUGGCUACGGUCCAGCAUUUAAAACGAACACUGUCGUGCCGCCUUUUGAAAACAUCGAACUAUAUAAUCUCAUGUGUGAUCUCCUAAGUAUUCGUCCCGCUCCGAACAACGGGACUCACGGCAGUCUGAACCACCUCCUGAAGCGUCCCCUCCACCUGCCAGUUCACCCAGCGCAGCUCUCCCAUGACACCCCCUGUGAGGCCAGUGACCCCGUCCGCGCUGACGACCUGCAGUGCUCCUGUACAUCCCAGAAUAAGACAGCGGAGGCAGAUAUGAACAGAGAUCUCAUCUCAACUAACUCCACUGUUAAAGCCAGCUUACGUCGCCUCCACCAUCCCUUUGGCACCCCUCGAGUCGUCCAACCAGACGCCAAGUUUUGUCUUCUCCACCAGUCCAGCUACCUCAGCGGAUACAGCAGAGACCGCCUCAUGCCCCUGUGGGUGUCGUACACCAUCCAGCCUCUGACCGGCGUCCGACCCCUGAGCCCAGCGUCGGAGGAGUGUGUUCGUGCUGACGUCCGCAUCCCACCGGCCUCCAGCCAGCUGUGUCUGCGCUACAGAAACGACCCCGCUCUGUCCUUUGGCCUGCUGCAUCCCCCCAAUCUGAGUGCCAACGGACCCGAGUCGGACUCUCUAAUCACGAGCAACAUGGCACCGAUGUUCCCUGCAUUUAAAGAUGUUUGGACCCACGUCCAUGAUGUCCUGCUUCCAAAAUAUUCACAACAGCUGAACGGAGUCAACGUCAUGAGCGGCCCGAUAUUCGAUGAAGACUUUGAUGGAAACGUUGAUGCUCUCAUGGCAGUUUCAGGGCAUGAGGCUCCCAUCCCGACACAUUUCUACAUGAUCCUGACCAGCUGUGGGAACUCGGCCUUCAGCCCCGUUAGCUGCGAGGGUCCCCUGCAGGCCAAGUCCUUCAUCCUGCCCCACAGACCUGACCACACUGAGAGCUGUGCUGACGGGUUGGACUUGGCGUGGGUGGAAGAUUGGCUGCAGUUGCACACGGCGCGAGUCCGAGACAUCGAGCUCCUGGCCGGACUCAGCUUCUACCACGACAGGUUAUCGGUGGAAGAGACGCUACAGCUCAAGACGUUAAUACAGACUGCUUAAAAUCAGAGACAUUAUGGAAUGAAGCUUUAAUUUCCAAAGGAAGCCAUAGUGGUCUGCACAGCAGGCCUCAGUCCGCACAGUUAGAAACGCUCCCUGUGUUCAAACACAAUCGAUCCCAACGUUAAGUUCCAUCCAAGUUUUUUUGUCUGAUGUCUGAUUACCAAAAAAAAGAAUAAUUAGUCAAUGUGUGCUAGCUGUAUAUUUGUUUUUGAUGAUGUUUUGUUGUAAAUGAUUUUAUAAAGAAAAGAGGGCAUUUUUAUAAAAGAGGCUCCGCAGCUCUGAACCAAAGACGCCGUCACAUCUGCUGAGUGGCUCCAAAGCAUUUCCUCCGAUGGGAACGAAAUAAAAAGGGAAAUGAAAGAAUCUAUUUUUACUACAGUUGCUUUUAUUGCCAAGGGGGGAGUGGGGGUGCACUUCAAGAAACACAUGACAAUCUGGAAACAGUUGUGUCUGCUGCCACACAUCUGGAGAGAAAAACACCCGACAUGAGAAUUUAAGAAAGCAAACAGAAGUUUCACCUGCCAGAUGUUUCAGCUGCCAGAUGUUUGUCAUCGUUUGUUCAUGGUUGUUAUUUUUGUAUUUUCUUUAUACGGCACCAAUGUUGUUUUAGUAGUUUGUAACUUUUUGGUUUGUUUAAUGCCAUUUUGGAUCAAUUUGUGUGUGUUUACUGUAUGAAUGGAUGGAUUAUGAGACAGUUUGCCCCUGAGCACAGACAUGUCAAAGGCCUCCCACCUCUCCUGCAUAGGAGCAAGACACCCAGACUGAAAGAGACACAAUGACUACGAACAGCGUCUCUGGUUCUCUUUGAAGUUCUUUGGCGCCUUUUUGUUGUCAUUUUGUGUCUCUUUGUAGUCGUUUUGAGGUUGUUUUACAUCCUUUUGUGGUACAUUUUGCAUCCGUUUGUUGUAGUUUUCUGUCUCUUUGUACCCAUUUAAAUAUUUUUUCUGACAUUUUACACCUCUGUGUUCGUUUUGUGUCUCAAAAGGCAAAAGAAUGUGACUUGUUUUAUAGUCAUUCUGUGUCUUUCUGUGGUUGUUUUCUCUUUGAAGUUCUUAGGCGCCUUUUUGUUGUCAUUUUAUGUCUCUUUGUAGUCGUUUUGAGGUUGUUUUACACCUUUUUGUGGUACAUUUUGCAUCAGUUUGUUGUACUUUUCUGUCUCUUUGUAGCCAUUUACACCCUUUUCUGUCAUUUUGCUUCUCUUUGUGGUCGUUUUGUGUCUCAAAAGGCAAAAUAAUGUGACUCAUUUUAUAGUCAUUUUGAAUCUUUCCGUGGUUGUUUUCUCUUUGAAGUUCUUCGGAAACAUUUUGUGUCUUUUUUUAGUCGUUUUGUGGUUGUUUUACGUCUCUUUGUGAUCCAUUUUGCAUCUGUUUGUUGUCAUUUUGCAUCUGUUGGUUGUAGUCGUCUGUCUCUUUGUAGCCAUUUAUAUAUUUUUCUGUUAUUUUGCAUCUCUUCAUGGUCGUUUUGCAUCUCUACAGGUUAAAGAAUGUGGCUCGUUUUAUACUUGUUAUGCAUCUUUCUGUGAUUGUUUUCUUUUAGAAGUUCUUUUGUUUCUUUUUAUUGUCAGUUUUGUCUCUUUCUAGUCAUUUUGUAGUUGUUUUAUGUCUUUCUGGUCAUUUUGCAUCUCUUUUAUUGUUGUUUUGUCUCUCUGGAGGCGCUUUGCAUCCUCUUUUCAAUUUGCAUCUGUUCGUAGUCAUUCUUUGUCUCUUUGUAGUCGUUUUGUGGUUGUUUUAUGUCUCUGUGGUCAUGCAUCUCUUUGUUGUCAUUUUAUAUCUCUUUGUAGUAGUUUUCUGUCUCUUUUUAACCAUUUAUGUCUUUUUCUGUUAAUUUUGCAUCCCUUCAUGGUCGUUUUGCAUCUCUAGAGGCAAAAUAAUGUGGCUUGUUUUAUACUUGUUAUGUAUCUUUCUGUGCUUGUUUUCUCUUAGAAGUUCUUUUGCGCCUUUUUGUUGUCAUUUUUUGUCUCUUUGUAAUCAUUAUGAGGUUGUUUUACAUAUUUUUGUAGUCGUUUUUUAUUUCCUUGUCAAUUUGCAUCUCUUUUUUAGUAGAUUUCUGUCUCUUUGUAGCCAUUUGAAUCUUAUCCGGGUCAUUUUGCACCUCUUCAUGAUCGUUUUGGAUCUCUUUCUUUAGUCAUUUUGCACGUCUUUACUGUUGUUUGGCGUCUCUUAGAGGUGCUUCGCAUCUCCUGAUCUAUUUGCCUGUCUUUAUAGUAAUUUUAUGUCUGUUUGUAGACAUUUACAUCUUUUUCUGGUCAUUUUUGCGUCUAUUCAUGGUCGUUUUUCUUUUAGUGACACUGCAGGUGAAGCAGAACUUGUCAGGAGCAGCUGUUGAUUGAAAAACUGCAGCUGAACUUCAGUAUUUUGUUCAAGCUGGAGAUAAGGGGAGGCUGUCUGUGCUCAGUAGUGCGUGCAUGCGUGUGUGUGUGUGUGUAUGUGCAGCUGAAGUUAUUUCUGGGAUCAACACAAUUUGUGUUCGGUAGUUUGCAGGAAAUAAGAAAAGAAGUUCAACAGAUUUAAUCAUUUCCAUCAUGUGUUCCAGCUUUCUUUUUUUUUUUUUUUGUAUUGUCAGAAACGGUCAAAUACACAAUUUCAUAUAAAAACUCUUCUACACUGA
Sebastes umbrosus (honeycomb rockfish) is the source of this 5263-nucleotide messenger RNA. It is a transcript of the gene enpp1, whose product is annotated as ectonucleotide pyrophosphatase/phosphodiesterase 1. The transcript is spliced from 23 exons. The record is from RefSeq and is a predicted model, not a curated record. Gene Ontology annotation, biological process: nucleoside triphosphate catabolic process; negative regulation of fat cell differentiation; inorganic diphosphate transport. Gene Ontology annotation, molecular function: metal ion binding; phosphodiesterase I activity; nucleic acid binding. Lineage: Eukaryota; Metazoa; Chordata; Actinopteri; Perciformes; Sebastidae. The coding region runs from base 260 to 2656 and encodes 798 amino acids. Gene Ontology annotation, cellular component: cell surface.